CAGACAAUGUUUACAAUGUCACGUGUUGGAUUAUGCCGUGUUUGAAAUCAAGAUAAUUUCUUUUAAAAACAUUUAAUUACAAAGCUGUCAAUUUUAAUUUGAUGUCUUUAUAACUCCCUUUUUCAUUUUAUAUUGCUUGAUUGAGUGCAUAUUUAGUUUUCGUUUUAUAAUUGAAAAUGCCGCACAGCGUACUAAAUUUCAAUGUUGGUGUUUUGGGUCAUAUCGAUAGUGGGAAAACAUCUUUAUCCAAAGCUUUAAGUACGAUCGCUUCCACGGCGUCGUUUGAUAAAAAUCCACAAAGUCGAGAGAGAGGAAUAACAUUGGAUCUAGGUUUUUCAUCUUUUACUGUACCGAUUCCGGAUCACAUCAAAGCACAAGAUUGUCAUCUUGAAAGUUUGCAGUUCACAUUAGUUGACUGUCCUGGUCAUGCGUCUUUAAUACGAACAAUUAUUGGUGGUGCUCAAAUAAUUGAUUUAAUGAUGCUUGUAGUAGAUAUUACCAAAGGAGUACAGACACAAACUGCUGAAUGUUUAGUACUUGGCGAAAUAACCUGCAAUCACAUGAUUGUCAUCUUGAACAAAAUUGAUCUCUUGCCUGAUGACAAGAGGGAAGCCUCAAUUCAGAAAAUGUCAAAAAAGAUUUUAAAGACAUUAGAACGAACAAAGUUUAAGAAUUCGGUCAUAAUACCAGUGUCUGCUAAACCGAAUUCUGAUGAAACUAAUGCAGUUCCCAUUGGAAUUGAUAGUUUAGUUGAAUGCUUAAAACAUCAUACAUAUAUACCUGAGCGAAGUCCUUCAGGCUCCUUUGUGUUUGCUGUUGACCAUUGUUUUGCGAUUAAAGGUCAAGGCACUGUCAUGACUGGUACAAUAUUACAAGGUCAAGUUUCUGUUUCUGAUGUUGUAGAAAUACCAAAAACAAAAAUUACAAGAAAAGUUAAAAGUAUUCAGAUGUUUAAAAAACCAAUUCAAACUGCAAUGCAAGGUGACAGAGUGGGUAUAUGCGUUACUCAAUUUGAUCCUAAGGAUUUGGAAAGAGGUGUUGUGUGCUCUCCGGGAUAUAUAGAAACUACUGAUUCUGUAAUAGCUUCUGUGAGCAAAAUUCCUUACUUCAAAGGGGUUUGCAAGACUGGCUCAAAAUUUCAUGUCAGUAUCAUGCAUGAUACGGUUAUUUCAAAGUGUUCUUUUUUUGCUCCACGAACAGGUUUGGGAACAUGUUUGAAUGAAUUUAAUUUUGAUUUAGAUUAUGUGCAUCUUGAUGAAAUUCCUGAAGAGUCUUCUGCGAUGCCAAGUGUAGAUCCAAAAGUGGAUUCAAUUUUUGCUUUACUUCAGUUAGCUAAUCCUGUGAUACUUAAUAAAGAUGCUGUAUAUAUUGCUUCAAGGUUGGAAACAGACAUUCAUGCCAAUGUUUGUCGUUUGGCUUUUCAUGGUAAAAUACUAGCUGUGUCUUCAUCUAAACAGAACAGUGAAAUCUUCCCCACUUUGAAAGUGUACAAAGAGAAAAUGAAGGUUGGCACUGUUGAUAGAAUGGUAAAUGAAUACCAGGUGAUUGUUAGAGACUUGUUUAAAAAGGAAACAAAUAUUCAGAUUUUUGCUAAUCUUAAAGUGCUCCUAUCUACUGGGGAAGAAGGUAUCAUAGAAGGGUCUUUUGGUCAGAGUGGAAAAGUGAAUGUUAGAGUACCAAAUGGUCUAUCAGAAAAGGCAAUAUCUUCUCUGAAAAUUUCAAAGAAAGGAAAGCGUGAUCAAAUUGAGAAAGAUAAAUUAGACCAAAUCACUGUAGAGCUUAAAUUUAAAAAAUAUAUUUAUGGUAACAAGAAAAAAAUAUUUCAAUCAAAAUAGUUGUAUAAAAUUUUGACUAGACAAAUUUGGUGCUAAUGAAAUGUAGCAGGCAAUCCACCACUCGAGUUAUCUUGUAACUCUAUCUCUAGAUGGAGGCAAUUAACAUGUAUCUUUUAAUAAAGCAACUAUUUUCAGUUGCUCCAUCUUUCAAGUAACUAUGUAACUAGUACCAUUU
Molecule: messenger RNA, 2010 nt
Organism: Uloborus diversus
Lineage: Eukaryota; Metazoa; Arthropoda; Arachnida; Araneae; Uloboridae
Gene: eEFSec
Product: selenocysteine-specific elongation factor-like
Exons: 1
Coding region: 177-1835 (552 amino acids)
Biological process (GO): selenocysteine incorporation
Molecular function (GO): GTPase activity; GTP binding; translation elongation factor activity
Source: RefSeq, a predicted model, not a curated record